Molecule: messenger RNA, 3408 nt
Organism: Symbiodinium necroappetens
Lineage: Eukaryota; Dinophyceae; Suessiales; Symbiodiniaceae
Source: the annotation of a GenBank genome assembly
AUGAGACGGUAUAGAUUGGCGCAGCGGAGGUUGAUGCAACUUGGACUUCCCGACAUCGCCCCUGGUGAGCAGUUGAGGGGUAUCUCUAACAUGAUUAAAAGCAUUGAGAAGAAGUACCCUGCGUUUUCCAUGAGGAUUAACCUUCUAAAGCUGUUUCCCGAGACUUCUUCGCGUCCCACGUCGGAUGGAAUCGAGAAAUACCUGACAACCAUCGAGGCUCAGAUCACCGAGCUUAGUGCCGAUGAGUCUUGCAGGAGUUUCAAGCAGGACUUUGGAAAUGCAUCAGUGAUUUCCACGGCAGCUGCAGAUAAGGAUACAAGUAAGUGUUACUUUCACGCGAAGCCUGGAGGUUGUAAGAGGGAUAACUGUCCAUUCAAGCAUGAGGGGCCAUCGGGAGGGGAUGCCGGGAAAGGCAAGGGUAAAGGAGGUAAGGAUGGGAAAGACGCUGGCAAGGGAGCUAAGGGAGGCAAGGAAGGAAAAGGAGGAAAAGGAGGCAAGGGAAAGGAUUCCCAUGCCAAUGCGGCGAAUGCGAUCCUUAAUCCCAAUCCCAAGGCUAACCCGAAAGCCAGUCCCAAAGCUGACCCGAAAGCCAACGCUAAAGCAAGCGCUAAGCAGUUGCUCGGAGUUGAUAAGAACCAGCAAAGCGAGGCUGCCCCCAGUGCGAAGGCCUCAUCCGUCAGAAUUUUCAGGGCGCAAGUAGAUCCAGUCGCUGCAUUUCCAUGUGAACAUAAGGAUUUCAUGCGCAGUUGCAUUGAUGACGCACAUGUUAUCAAAGACAGGCUCACAUCAGGAGGAGACGAUCAAUCAGUCGUGGUGGCUAAGGCAACGACUCAUCUUCCGAAAGGCAGUGUUGGUCCUCCAGAUCGGGUUCUGCUGGAUAGUGGGGCGAACGAGCUCUGUAGGCCUCUGACUGCAGAUAUCGAUGUGGAAGAUACGACCAAGUAUAUGCCAUUGGGUGUCACGCUGGCUAGUGGUCAAACAACUCAGGGCUACAGAACUCGAAAGGAUGGUGAGAUCUUGAUGCCCAUGGGGUCUACGGAGUGGAUCUGUGGUCUAGCGAAGCUGGCACAGGCAGGUUUCCGGUUCACCUGGGAUUGGGAAGGGCCAUCUUUGGAGACACGGUGUGGACGAAGCAUACCAAUCUACUUGGACAAUGGCUUGCCUUUUGUAUCAUGGGAGAAUUUCCGCGAGAUCAGAUCAGCCAUUUCCAAAGAUCACCGUGCCAGGGUGAACAAAGCCGUAGUUGCCGGCAGCGAAGAGAAACCUCGUGAGGAGGAGACAUCCAACCUAGUCAUCCUUGAGGAAGGUGAACAUAUGCAGAUAGAAGGGAACGGGCACGAGGACAGGGAUCAGAUUGCAAUCGCAAAAGAGGGUUAUCAGGGCCAUGAGGCGCUACAGUCAACUGAGGAUCUAGCAACAAAGCUGCUGGAAAAGGACCGCCUGAAGCCUGACGACGUACUUAAGCUUUUGCAAGCUGCGCCCCUCAAGCGUCGACUUCGGAGGCGAAGAUGUGAAGGAUUGGACAAGUUCCCGUUACCGGUGGAGUGCUCAGGAGACCAUGUGCUCAUCAAGAGGGAAAAGCCGGAAGCAUUUGGUGACCGGACUAUUCCGGCCAUUUAUCUAUCGCAGGAUGACUCAACACCAGGUGGAGCUUGGGUCAUGCACCAAGACGCGGACAAACCAGUCAUCACUAGGGCACGGCUACCUCUUUUGGACGACAAGCCGAGGGCACGAUGGAAACGUACCAUCACGCCUGGGGGUGAAUCUGUUUGGACCUCAACAGUCGGGGAAGUGGUGUUCGCUGACCUGCCACCAGAUGAUCGCGAUGGGGAUGCCAACAUUCUGACUCUGGAAGAGCGGUUGGAGGGACCGCCGGAUGCGGAAAGAAAUCUUCAGAGGGCUCUGUUGAUGAAAAGCCUUUAUGUAGGAACGCAGCGCGAGCUAUCUGAAGAGGACCAAGUUGGAGAAUUUGUGCGGUUUGCUCAUGGCUUCCUUCCAAACAUGAUGGAUGCAGCGGAUGAUGACGAUGGAAGCCGUCAUCCUGCCGAUAUGCCGGCUGAGGAGCCAAGUGAGCCGCUUCCCACGUCGCAUGACAGAGAUUCUGAAGAGGUGGUGGUGAUUGAUUCUGUCCGGGCAAGCGUCACUCAAGUAGCUUCUGAAGUACCUGAUGGGUCUAAGGGUGACAAGUAUUAUGUGCUAACGGCCAAGCAAGAAGAACAAAUCUUGGAAUGUGAAGCCGAGCUUCUUGAAGCAAGUCAUGAGCAGGCUACCGCGGAGCCUGUUAGUACAUCUGUGCUAUUCCAAGAAGACGAAAAAGAGCGAAGUAAGUGGAUUAGCGGUUUGGAAAACGAGCUGCGCAACAUGGACGAAAAGCAGGUCUAUACGAAGGUCAAACGUAAAGAUAUACGAAAGACUCUCGGCCUCGAGGACCAUGAAGAUCUACCACAGGUUCUGCCAGCCAAGCUUGUCAUGACGCGCAAGCCCAACAGCACGGGAGAUUCAUCAUGCAAAGACGGUGCAAGGGCAGCUGCGGAUCAGGCUAAGGAUGAUUGGCUAGCGAAAGUUCGAAUGGUGGUAUGCGGGAAUUAUGAAGAUGGUACAUCUGGUAGAGCCCUGGACAUAUCUUGUGCUUUUCUCAACGCUUGGCUGCAGGAUGCGGUAUUGAGAGCUCGUGCGGGUGACAUGUUUGGAGAUGUCACCGUCAAAGGAUUGGGUGUUGAUGGGGUACGAGUGGUUGAUGAACUCACAUUCUUGGGUUCGCAGCUGCGGAUGUCAGAUGAAGGUUGUGACUCCUUGCCAGAACCGCGUGAAGGAAAGCUUCCCAGCAUGCCUCUUGGGGAGAAGCGCGACAAACUCAUCAAGCAGGGGCAGAUGGAACUUGGAAGUCUGCUCUGGCUGACGGUGAGAACGAGGCCAGAAUUGGCUGCGGUAUGCGGUGUAGCUGCCUGUGCCUUGACGGUAGACCCUGGUGAGACGCUGCGCUUGACGAAGGGAGUCUGGCGCUUCAUCCGGAAAACUUGGGAUCAAGGGUUGUGCUUCAGGUGGGAGUUUGAUUCCACGAAGAUGGCGAACAUGACCUUCUCAUCAGAUGCCUCUUUAUCUUCGGGCGCCUCCAAGUCUCGGAGCGGAUCGGUGAUCAUAUGGGGUAACCACAUCCUGGGAUGGAAAUCUGCUCGUCAAAAUCUCACGGCUUUCUCAGCACAGGAAGCCGAGCUUGAAGGCAUGGCUCAGACCUUGGCUUUGGGCCUUCGCGUGAGUAGGUUGGUAGAACGCUUGGCGCAGAGGUCGGUUUGCAAAGUCAUGGAAUGUGAUAAUGCAGCUGCCCUGGUCGCUUGCACAAAAGAGGACUUCCACGAAGACGAGGCUGGAACAGCGACGCAAGGAUCUUUGGAAAUCUCAGGUCCAUGA